Molecule: messenger RNA, 921 nt
Organism: Spodoptera littoralis (African cotton leafworm)
Lineage: Eukaryota; Metazoa; Arthropoda; Insecta; Lepidoptera; Noctuidae
Source: the annotation of a GenBank genome assembly
AUGGUUCAACUAAAGCAAUUGUCAAUACGACUGAAAUCUAUUAAAAAUAUUCAAAAGAUUACUAAAACUAUGAAGAUGGUGUCAGCCAGCAAGUUCACAAGAGCGGAGCGUGAAUUGCAAGCAGCACGUCCGUUUGGCUACGCUCCUCGCAAGUUCUAUGAGAGCUCACAACUGGUGCUGGGGCCUGUAGACGUCAAGCCUGAUAAAACGAAAUCGAAGGGGCCAGAGCCGCCGCCUCCACCACAGCCCAGUAGCGCCCCGGCAGCACCCACUGAUAAAGACAAGAAGAUGAAGAGGAUUUACAUUGCCAUGACUUCGGACAGAGGACUAUGCGGCGGCGUGCACACCGGCGUGGCUCGGCGCAUCAAGCGUGAGUUCACGGACCGCGCGGCUGACGGACAAUUCCACAAGCUGGUUUGCGUGGGAGACAAGUCCCGCGCCAUCCUGCGCCGAGUCUACUCGCAGAGCAUGCUCGUUAGCGUCAGAGAUGUGGGUCGACUGUCACCAGGGUUCGCGGACGCGUCUCUGAUAGCAGCCGUGAUAACGCAGGCUGGAUUCUAUUACGACAUCGGCGAGAUAUACUACAACAAGUACAUCUCCCCCGUCAAGUACCAGCUCACCGUCGUGCCCGUAUUCACCAAGGAGAAGAUUGAGACUGCGCCGAACAUGCUGGCAUUCGAUGACGUGGAUGCUGAGGCGCUGGAGAGCUACGCGGAGUGGACGCUGGCUGCGCUGCUGUACUACGCGCUGAAGGAGGGCGCUGCCUCCGAGCAAUCCUCGCGCAUGUCCGCCAUGGACAACGCCACUAAGAACGCUGAUGAGAUGAUCAGGAAGCUGACGCUGCUGUUCAACAGGACGCGGCAGGCUGUCAUCACCAGGGAGCUUAUUGAAAUCAUAUCCGGCGCCUCCGCGCUUAAGUGA